Molecule: messenger RNA, 5208 nt
Organism: Haliotis rubra (blacklip abalone)
Lineage: Eukaryota; Metazoa; Mollusca; Gastropoda; Lepetellida; Haliotidae
Product: ankyrin repeat and BTB/POZ domain-containing protein 1-like
Exons: 15
Coding region: 151-2265 (704 amino acids)
Cellular component (GO): ubiquitin ligase complex; cytoplasm
Molecular function (GO): protein binding
Source: RefSeq, a predicted model, not a curated record
CUUACCGGAUUGUAUUUCAGAACUGUCGGUGUGAGGAGCUUAGUUUCAGGAAGCGACAGCCUUUCAUGACUUGUGUUCGAGUUCUACAUUUCAUUUGUACUGACCAUCGGCGCCUUGUUUGGUUUGGUGGAACUUCACAGCAAGGUUGGAAUGGCAAAACAUGCACCAAGGGGAACAUUUGAAAAACAGAAAGAUAUUUUCCUGUGUUGCAGAACUGGCGACUUAAACAAAUUAAGGAACUUGGUGGAUGAUAAUCACGUGAACUUAAACAUCACAGACGAAUGGGACAACCCACCAUUGUAUCUGGCGUGCUUGUGUGGACAUGUUGAUGUUGUGGAAUAUUUACUGAAGCAAGGUGCCCGAUAUGAUGCAACAAGUAUAGAUGGGCAGAGGUGUUUUCUCUCAUCCCUCAACCAGAGAAUACGCGAUGUCCUCCGGCAGUAUGAAACCAGCCUCUCAGUCGUGCCGGUCAGAGACCAAGCAAAGGAGUUCUCUUAUUUCCUUGACUGCUUGUAUGAAAGGGUUCCUGGGUUUGACAUCCAACUUAUGGUAGAGAACCACAUGUUCUUGGCUCACCGGUCUAUCUUGUCGGCUCGCUCAGCGUACUUCCUCAACGUGUUCAAAUCCUCCAACAUCACUAAUGGGACUCUGGAACUUGAUGUCAGCUUCAGUGAAGUGGGACUCAGGGCAGUACUACAGUAUAUUUACACAGGCAAGCUGGAUGUCAGUCCUGGAGAUGUCAGGUCCGUGGAGAAGCUGUUCAGGUAUCUUGACUUCGACAAGGCGUCAGGGUUACUGGACAGACCUACUCAAGACUCAGGAGACUCUUCCGUUGUGCAUGUCCAGAGGAAGGAGCUGAGUGAGGACCUCAAGACGGACUUCGCUAAUCUGUCUUUUUCUGCUGUACCUCCACAGUUCUAUUAUCAGAUGCCGGAAGGAGAGGGCCGACCAGUCGGUGAUGAGCUGUUUUCUGACAUUGUGUUUUCAGUGGAGGGUCACAAGUUUCAGUGCCACAAGGUGUUCUUCUACAGUCGAAGCGAGUAUUUCCGAGUGUUGCUUAUUGAGAAGGAGGCAGACAUCGUCCCUUCUUUUGAAGGUUACAGGUCUUCCAUAAGACUGGAAGGAGUUUCAGCUGAACAUUUUGCACAGAUUGUGUCCUUCAUCUAUACAGACACGUGUCAGAUAACACCAGACAACUCCAUUGAUUUGCUCAUCCUCUCAGAAAGGUUUGUGUUGCCGGGUCUCAAGCAACAAGUUUUGGUUGAGGUGUCAUCCUGUCUGAAACCUUUGACUGUAACAUCGGUCUACAGAACAGCCAAGGAACUAGAGAUACCCAGACUGAAGGAAGAGUGUGCUAGUUUCAUGGCAGACAACAUUGAUCAAAUGUCCACAUUGCCGGAGUUCAUUGAGUUACUGAACCUUGAGGUAACCUGCAACAUGCACAGUGAUCUGAUCGAGAACGUCCAGUACUACAUCCGCAAGGACAGCAACACUUCAGAAAAACAGGAACUGGCCAAUCACAAGCUGUCUUGUCUACAGAGUGCCCUCUGUGAUGUUGGUUCCAAGGAUGGCUUGACAUUCCUGAUGGUGGAGACGGGACAAACCACUACGUCUGGCUACUCUAACAGACCCAGAAGCACCAACAAACCUACAAGCGACAACAGACCCACGAGCGACAACAGACCCAGAAGCACCAACAGACCCACAAGCGACAACAGACCCACAAGCACCAACAGACCCACAAGCGACAACAGACCCACAAGCGACAACAGACCCACAAGCGACAGACCCACAAGUGACAACAGACCCACAAGCGACAACAGACCAACAAGCACCAACAGACCCACAAGCGACAACAGACCCACAAUCACCAACAGACCCACAAGCGACAACAGACCCACAAGCACCAGCAGACCCAUGAGCACCAACAGACCCACAAGCGACAGACCCACAAGCGACAACAGACCCAGAAGCACCAACAGACCCACAAGCGACAACAGACCCACAAGCGACAACAGACCCACAAUCACCAACAGACCCACAAGCGACAACAGACCCACAAGCACCAACAGACCCACAAGGGACAGACCCACAAGCGACAACAGACCCACAAGUGACAACAGACCCACAAGCGACAGACCCACAAGCACCAACAGACCCACAAGCGACAACAGACCCACAAGCACCAGCAGACCCAUGAGCGACAACAGACCCACAAGUGACAACAGACCGAGGAAGAAGUCUAAAGAUUGUGUGAUCAUUUAGACAAAUAUUUAGAUUCAAUAUUCAGAACCCUACCUCUGUGUGCCUCUAAACUGAUGUUGUGGAACCUUUUUGUACGAGCAGGACCUUUUUGUUCUCUCUGUUCAAGACAAGGACCAACAUUUUGAUUAAUGGAAAUAUUGACUGGGCCAUUUUACCUGUUUAAAAUAUGAACUGGGCCAUUUUGCCUAUUCAGAAUUAUUGCAGGACCAUUUUACCUGUUCAGAAUUGUGACUGGGACAUUUAACCUGUUUAAAAUAUGAACUGUGCCAUUACCCCAGUUCAAAGUAAGAUCAGUGACAUUCUAAAUGUUUAAUGUGAGAUCUGGGAUAUUUUAAAUGUUCAAAAUUAGGACAUGACAUAAUUUUUCAUUGACUGUGCACAAUAUAAACAUAUCUGUUUCACUAAUAGUGUUGAUUAAAUCAUUAACAAGUUGUUUGUUACAAGUGUGACCAUUACCAUGUUUUGAAUGUUAUGAAUAGUGAAAAAAGGCAAAUUUAUUGUUAGAUUGAGUGAGGGAGUAUGGUUUUACGCCGCUUUUAGCAAUAUUCCAGCAAUAUCAUGGUGGGGGACACCAGAAAUGGGCUUCACACAUUGUACCCAUGUGGGAAUCAAACUCGAUGAGCUUAACGCUUUAGCCACUAGGCUACCACAUCACCCCAUUUAUACCCAUUGUAUAUGAUGCAAAUCCCUUGUCUUUAUUUUAAAACAUUUAACUCAAACUGUAUUUUUAUAAUGAAACAGGGUACAAAUAUUCUUUGAGAGAUGACUAAACACCAAUACAGUUCAUAUUUUUGAUAUAUGAUAUAGACAUAAAAAUGUUUUGAAAAUAAUAAUAUGAAAAGCUAAAGAAAAGGAGAGGUAUAGUUGUUUUUGCUCCUCUGUUUAUUUGAAGGAUUUCAGACAAUUCAACUUGAAAUCUUAAUGAAAUAACUAUCGCAUGAUAUGGAAAUCUUGAAUGCUCAAUAUUACCCUUGUAAUCCAUGUAUCAAUGAGUGAGUGAGUGAGUUUAGUUUUACACCGCACUCAGCAAUAUUCCAGCUAUAUGGCGGCGCCAUGUAUCAAUGACUAACAGUGGGAUGUGGGAAGUACAGUACAAGUUAAUCUGCUAUGUAUGUUCAUUUUCCUGCCAAGAUGUAAAUUCAGCAUUUAAAGAGCCUUUUAUGGUAUAAUAUUUAAUCAUUAAUCAGAUUCCGUUAAUUUUCUUCAUUGAGUAAGACAUUCUUUCUCGUUUGCAGAACAAUGUGGGAGCUAAAUGUUUGACUGCCCAAAUUUUUAUGUGUCAUUUUCAAAAUGUUAUAUGUGGCCAUAGUGUCAGACAUCUGUUGCUAACUAUAUGUGAUAUUUUUACAGUGUUAGAAAUAACUAACUUCAUAAAAAUUGUAUGUGUUUUUGUGCAAAUAUCACUUCUGACUUCAUGCACAGCAGGGUAUUGAUUAAGUCAUCCAGAUGUCAUUGUUGAUGUUAUUCAAAUCUUAAUAAGCAAAACAUCAAUAUAAUGUCACACUAGAAAUGGUCUCAUAGAUGAAGAUUGUUGAGGUCAUUCUGAUGGUAUCGUGACAUAACAUCGGUAUGAUGUCACACUAGAAAUGGUCUCAUUGAUGAAGAUUGUUGAGGUCAUUCAGAUCUUAUCGUGACAUAACAUCGGUAUGAUGUCACACUAGAAAUGAUAUCAUUGAUGAAGAUUGUUGAGGUCAUUCAGAUCUUAUUGUCACAUAACAUCGGUAUGAUGUCAUGCUAGAAAUGACCUCAUUGAUGAAGAUUGUUGAGGUCAUUCAGAUCUUAUUGUCACAUAACAUCGGUAUGAUGUCAUGCUAGAAAUGACCUCAUAGAUGAAGAUUGUUGAGGUCAUUCAGAUCUUAUUGUCACAUAACAUCGGUAUGUUGUCAUGCUAGAAAUGACCUCAUUGAUGAAGAUUGUUGAGGUCAUUCAGAUCUUAUUGUCACAUAACAUCGGUAUGAUGUCAUGCUAGAAAUGACCUCAUUGAUGAAGAUUGUUGAGGUCAUUCAGAUCUUAUCGUGACAUAACAUCGGUAUGAUGUCACGCUAGAAAUGAUAUCAUUGAUGAAGAUUGUUGAGGUCAUUCAGAUCUUAUCGUGACAUAACAUCGGUAUGAUGUCACACUAGAAAUGAUAUCAUUGAUGAAGAUUGUUGAGGUCAUUCAGAUCUUAUUGUGACAUAACAUCGGUAUGAUGUCACACUAGAAAUGACCUCAUUGAUGAAGAUUGUUGAGGUCAUUCAGAUCUUAUCGUGACAUAACAUCGGUAUGAUGUCACACUAGAAAUGAUAUCAUUGAUGAAGAUUGUUGAGGUCAUUCAGAUCUUAUUGUGACAUAACAUCGGUAUGAUGUCAUGCUAGAAAUGAUAUCAUUGAUGAAGAUUGUUGAGGUCAUUCAGAUCUUAUCGUGACAUAACAUCGGUAUGAUGUCAUGCCAGAAAUGAUAUCAUUGAUGAAGAUUGUUGAGGUCAUUCAGAUCUUAUUGUGACAUAACAUCGGCAUGAUGUCACACUAGAAAUGAUAUCAUUGAUGAAGAUUGUUGAGGUCAUCCAUUGUAGUUUUCUGACAGUGGUUGUGAGUGUUUUCUACAUCGGAGCUAAAAGAAAUUUUCUAAACUGGGUAAUAAAGAAAUUAUUAUACCCACAUGUGGUCAUACUGUUUUUAAUGUAAUAAUUGAUGUUUUACCCUUGCUUUUUCUGGGGAAAGACUUCUGACACUCACCUCAUAAAAUCAGUGUGGCACACAUGCAUUCUUUAUGAGCUAAUGUGUGCAAUGAUAUUUUUGAAAGGUAGAUCAGUGUGCUUUCAACUGAAGUAUGCUGUGAUGUACUUUAUCGAUAUUGUUUUUUUCUUCUGUUUUGUUAUACAUUAACACAAUAUUGUAAGGGAACAGAUAUCAAUACUCUAAUAUGCAUUUUCUCAUUUAGAGAAAUAAAUUAUCACAUCCUAAA